GCUGCGGUGCAGCCAUGGCUGAGUUGGCGGCCGACGUGCGCGCCCUCCUGCGCGAGCAUCCGAGCCUGCGGCUUCAGCCGGACACCGGCAAGGUGAGAUGCGAGCUGACGGGCCACGAGCUGCCCUGCCGCCUGCCGGAGCUCCAGGUCUACACCCGCGGCAAGAAGUACCAGCGGCUGGCUGGGACCAACCCCGCUUUCGACUAUGCCCAGUUCGAGCCUCACAUUGUGCCUAGCACCAAGAACCCGCACCAACUCUUCUGCAAGCUCACCCUGCGUCACAUCAAUAAGUCCCCGGCCCACGUGCUGCGACACAGCCAGGGCCGCCGCUACCAGCGCGCCCUGAAAAAGUACACUGAAUGCCAGGUGAAGGGCGUGGAGUAUGUGCCUGCCUGCAUUCUGCAGCGUCGGCGGAAGGCAGGCCCCAUGGAUACUAACGGGCCACCCCAGCCCAAGGCCGCCUUCUGGGAACCAGUGUCCAGUGACGAUGAUGGUACUGCCCAGAGCGACAGUGGUGACAGCAUGACGGACCUCUACCCACCCAAACUGUUCACCCCAAAAGCUGGCACCGAGGAUCUUGCUUCAGAGGGGGACACCAGGCUGGGAACAUGCAGGGAGCUGGCACACAAACACAGGAAGCAGCAGCAGCAGCGGAGGAGGCGGCCGCGACAGCAGGGUUUGACAAGGACGCUCCAGGGUCAACAGGGCAAACCCAAGAACUUCGAUACCUUAAAGCCAAUCAGAGAACCUUGCUGAAAUCUGUGCAUGGCUCGUGCUCUGGCUGAGCUCCAACUGGGGGUGCCUGGUAGGCCCAGCCCAUGGCAGACAAAGCCAAGAGUCACAAUCGCCACCAAGCAGGAAGGUGCGUCAGGACCUGCUCCCUUCAUAAAGAACUUUCCAGGAAUUGUUUUGCUCAAAAUCUGUCAGUCGGGGAGAGAAGCCAGCACUGUGGGUAACUGGGGACCUCUUCACUUGGGCUAAGCUCCACCCCCUGCAGGGCAUAGAAUUAGGAGUGUCGCCCCUUAUUGGGAGAUGAUUGCAGAUGUGGGAGGAAAGACCCUAUGGAACACCCAGCCAGCCAGGCGGGGGGCAAAGGGAACUUCCCCUCCCCAGGAGCACGCCAGGAAGAACAGAGGGGCCCUGCACCCCCAAGAAGAGAGACACAGUGUAAGGCAAUGUUAGAAAACUUUAAAUACAGGAUUCAGAUCCGAUCGCUAAGGCAUCACAAAUCGUACAAAGUAAUGUGGGCUGCAUUCAGCGGAACAGACGGGGUCUGAGCAAGCAGCAGCCAGGGGGUGGCACCCCAAAAGGCCAGGUGUGAGGUAACUAGUCUGAACCUCUCGCCAAUCAAUGCCCUGCACCCCAGGGUCUGCUGCACGGGAGCCACCGAUAAGCUUCCAGGCCAGUGGGCUGAGAGCAAGACUACGGCACCCCCAGGGGUUAACCCGUGAGGCAGUGGGCACCGAGCUGGGUUCUGAUAUAUGGCACCUUGAGCCACCCUGACUU
Molecule: messenger RNA, 1505 nt
Organism: Suncus etruscus (white-toothed pygmy shrew)
Lineage: Eukaryota; Metazoa; Chordata; Mammalia; Eulipotyphla; Soricidae
Gene: SURF2
Product: surfeit 2
Exons: 6
Coding region: 15-755 (246 amino acids)
Source: RefSeq, a predicted model, not a curated record